AUGGCUGCCGCGCUGGGAGCCGGCGGAGGAGCUGGAGCUGGAGAUGAUGACUUUGAUCAGUUUGAUAAACCUGGUGCAGAACGGUCCUGGAGAAGAAGAGCUGCAAAUGAGGACUGGGAUAGUGAACUUGAAGAUGACUUACUUGGAGAGGAUUUUACUGGCAAAAAGAAUCAAUCAGACUUGUCAGAUGAAGAGCUAAAUGAUGAUCUCUUACAGAGUGAUAAUGAAGAUGAAGAAAAUUUCAGUUCUCAGGGUAUCACAAUUAGUCUUAAUACCACAGCUAGCAUGGUACCAUCAUUUGAACUGUCUGACAACACUAAUGACCAGUCUGGAGAACAGGAAUCUGAAUAUGAACAAGGAGAAGAUGAAAUCAUUUAUCACAAAUCUGAUGGCUCGGAAUUGUAUUCUCAAGAGUACCCAGAAGAAGGACAAUAUGAAGCCCAAGAUGCUGAGUUGACAGAAGAGCAGAUAGAAUAUUCAGAAGAGCAAGAAGAGGAACAACUUUACAAUGAUGAAGUGCUAGACAUAGAAGUCAGUGAAUCUUUAGAUGACUUUACAGAUGAAGAAUACUUGCAGGCUUAUGGUGGGCAACAAGGGAUGCAAAAGCAGGAAGACUAUGUUGCUGAAGAUAAAUUAGAUGAGAUUACUGAUUCCCAGGUUGCUCCUGAAACUGAAGAGGGAAGUAUGGAAACAUUGGAACUCCAGAAAGACGUAAAAGAAGAAUCAGAUGAAGAAGAUGAUGAUGAUGAAGAAUCUGGGAGAUUACGUUUCAAAACUGAAAGGAAGGAAGGAACAAUUAUUAGGCUUUCAGAUGUAACGAGAGAGAGAAGAAACAUUCCCGAAACUUUGGAACUUUCAGCAGAAGCCAAAGCCGCAUUGCUUGAAUUUGAAGAAAGAGAACGACAGCAUAAACAGGGGCGUUAUGGUUCAAGGCGAGGAGGGAGGCGAGGAGGCUCUCUAAUGUGUCGAGGAAUGGGAGACCAGAGACGGGACAACAGUGAGAGGGGACGGUUAAAAGACCACAGACCUGCCCUGCUUCCCACACAGCCUUCUGUAGUGACUCACUCUCCAAGAUUAAUCCCUCCUCCACAGCAGCAGGCUCCGCCUCCACCACCACCCCCUCCUCCCCAGCAGCAGCCAAUUAGAAGCCUGUUCCAGCAGCAGCAGCUGCAGCCUCUGCUUCCCUUACAACAUCCUCAUCACCCUUCGUCUCCUCAAGGAAUGCAUAUGCCUCCCCAAAUAGAAACCCCAAGAAUAAUGCUCACCCCACCCCCAGUGACCCCACAGCAGCCAAAGAACAUACAUAUAAAUCCACAUUUCAAAGGAACUGUAGUGACACCUGUCCAAGUGCCCUUGCUGCCAGUUCCAAGCCAGCCCAGACCUGCUGUAGGACCCCAGAGAUUCCCAGGCCCUCCUGAAUUUCCACAGCAUACACCCGGGCCUGUUCCCAACAACUUUAGCCAGCCCCCUCGACUUCCUCUUCAAGAUCAGUGGAGAGCCCCACCUCCUCCUCAGGAUCGAGAUCCUUUCUUCUUAGGAGUUUCAGGUGAACCAAGGUUCCCAAGUCAUCUUUUUCUGGAGCAGCGAAGUCCCCCUCCCCCUCCACCUCCUCCCACACUUCUUAACAGUAGUCAUCCUGUUCCUACUCAGAACCCUUUGCCAUUCAGUCAGCCUGGACCAGCAUUUAAUCAACAAGGACAGCAGCCAGGAUUUCCAAGAGAAAGGCCUGUAAGACCAAACCUUCAGCCUCCAGGCCCUGUGGGGAUUCUUCACUUUAGCCAGCCAGGAUCAGCAAAUACCCGGCCUUUUAUUCCUCCUAGACAACCCUUCUUGCCUGGCCCAGGACAGCCAUUUCUACCAACACAUGCACAGCCUAACCUGCAGGGGCCAUUGCAUCCUCCAUUGCCACCUCCACAUCAACCUCAGCCUCAACAGCAACAACCUCAGCAUCAGCAGCAGCAGCCCCAACAUCAACCACAGCAUCAUCAGCACCAGCCCCCACUUCAGCCCCAACACCAGCCACCACAUCAGCCUCCACAUCAGCCUCCUCCCCAGCAUCAGCCUCCUCACCAACCGCAGCAUCAGCCGCAGCACCAGCCUCCACAUCAACCCCAGCAGCAUCAGCAUCACCACCACCUUUCUGUUCCUCCUCCACCUCUGAUGCCCAUGUCUCAGCCACAGUUUAGGCCUCAUAUGCAGACUACUCAGCCUCAACCAAAUAACAGUAGAAUGCAAUGCCCCCAACGCCAGGGCCUAAGGCAUAAUACAGCUUCACAGAAUGUAACCAAACGUCCAAUUCAACAAAUGCAGCCAACUGCUCCAAGAAAUAGUAACUUGCGUGAACUACCAAUAGCCCCAUCACAUGUCAUAGAAAUGAGUAACAAUCGUUGCUCCUCCACACCUGCAGCUCAAGUAAAACCUAUUCUAAGCAGCACAUCGCCACCCACGAGAUCGGUGUUGGGUUCUAGGAACAUGCAAGGAAAGACUGAAGUGAAGGUCAAGCCUGUGAGUCCUGUGCUUCAAUCUAAAGAAGAAGCAAAAACGGAACCAGAGUUUCCUGAUGAGGAUGAAGAAACAAGGCUGUAUCGUUUAAAGAUAGAAGAACAGAAACGGCUUAGAGAAGAAAUCCUGAAACAGAAAGAGUUACGACGGCAGCAGCAGGCUGGUGCGCGAAAGAAGGAGUUACUUGAGAGACUUGCCCAGCAGCAGCAGCAGCAGCAGCAGCAGCUUUACACCCCCCAACUCCCAGUAGCAGAGCAAGAAGAACGAGCAUCAUCACCUUCACCCACCAACGGUAACCCACUGUUACCCUUUCCAGGUGCACAGGUCAGACAAAAUGUGAAAAACAGACUUCUGGUUAAAAACCAAGAUGUUACAGUUUCAAAUGUUCAGCCCAAAACACCAAGUUUUGUACCAUCUGGUGCUAAUAUGCCGUAUCAAGGACAACAGCUCAAACCACUGAAACAUUUGAGACAGGCCAGAACAGUACCUCAAAGUCAAACUCCGCCGUCUCUCAAGGUACUCCAAGUGAAACCUGCUGACGUAGAGGAAUUGCCACCCUCACCACAGACUGCCAGAGUGGCUUCUGUCCAAGGCCGGCCCCAGGAAGUCAAACCUGGAGUGAAAAGGACAGUCAUGCAGCGGGCAAACAGUGGUAGUGGAGACGGGCCUCACAUCAGCUCCAAAGUCAGGGUGAUUAAGUUGUCAGGCGGGCAGGGAGGAGAGAGUGACAGCUUUUUCCACCCUGAGGGCCAGCCCCAGCGGCUUCCUCUGCCUCCAGACGGGAGACAGCAGCCCACCCGGAAGGUUACUCUAACCAAAGGGACUCUGCAACAGCCGCAGCACUCACCACUGGCUGCCCACAUGCAACCUGCUAUUCCUCCAGGAAUCAAAAACAUCCAAGGAAUUCACCCGGCAAAAAAGGUCAUUAUGUACGGGAGAGGGAGAGGAGUAGCAGGUCAGAUGGGUCGAGGACGUCUCAUGCCAAAUAAGCAGAACUUGCGAGUGGUGGAAUGCAAGCCUCAGCCCUGUGUCGUGUCUGUGGAGGGACUUUCUUCAUCAACAACUGAUGUCCAGUUGAAGAACCUGCUCAUGUCCGUAGGACCCAUCCAGAGUUUACAGAUGCUUCCUCAGCAGCGGAAAGCCAUAGCAAAAUUUAAGGAGCCAGCACAUGCAUUAGCGUUUCAACAGAAAUUCCACAGGCAUAUGAUAGAUCUGUCCCACAUCAAUGUGGCUCUGAUUGUUGAGUGA
Molecule: messenger RNA, 3750 nt
Organism: Elephantulus edwardii (Cape elephant shrew)
Lineage: Eukaryota; Metazoa; Chordata; Mammalia; Macroscelidea; Macroscelididae
Gene: RBM33
Product: RNA binding motif protein 33
Exons: 19
Coding region: 1-3750 (1249 amino acids)
Molecular function (GO): RNA binding
Source: RefSeq, a predicted model, not a curated record